Messenger RNA from Bubalus bubalis (water buffalo), 2041 nucleotides. It is a transcript of the gene GPR37L1, whose product is annotated as G protein-coupled receptor 37 like 1. Gene Ontology annotation, molecular function: G protein-coupled peptide receptor activity. The coding region runs from base 27 to 1592 and encodes 521 amino acids. NCBI's taxonomy places the organism in Eukaryota, Metazoa, Chordata, Mammalia, Artiodactyla, Bovidae. The transcript has 2 exons. Gene Ontology annotation, cellular component: signaling receptor complex; plasma membrane. The record is from RefSeq and is a predicted model, not a curated record. Gene Ontology annotation, biological process: positive regulation of MAPK cascade; adenylate cyclase-inhibiting G protein-coupled receptor signaling pathway.
GGGGUGACCACUGGAGCCGGCUGGCAAUGCCAGACGCCCGGUGGGGGCGGGCCCAGCAGCCAGCUGCCCAUCGAGCCGGGCCCGCACUUGGCCUGGCCUCGCCUCUGUGUGCGGGCAGCCGUGCCACUCGUCCGGCCAUGCGGUGGCCGCUGGGCACCUCUCUUGCCAUGUGGCCGCUGGGCAUCUCUCUUGCCAUGGUGCUGGCAGCCGGGCCCGAGAGGGCCCCUCAGGGGGUCCGGCUGCAACAGGGUGGGCACCAGCCUGCAGCCCAGGAGCAGCUGGACCGGUCCAGGCGAGGAGCUGAGCGGGAGCACGCCAAGGGAUUGCAGCAGUACGUGCCCGAGGGGUGGGCUGAGUACCCCCGGCCCAUCCGCCCCGCUGCCCCGCAGCCCACCCAGCCUUGGGUGGCCGCCAGCCCCUCCCCGGACCGGGCCAGAGCGACUGGGGGCAGCGGGCAGGAGCCCCGGGGCAACGUGACGGGGCCGCCCGGCUGGCGCCUGCAGGUGCAGAACCCACUGUACCCAGUGACUGAGCACUCCUACGGGGCCUACGCCGUCCUGCUGCUGGCCCUGCUGCUGUUUGCCGUGGGCAUCGUGGGCAGCCUGGCGGUCAUGUGCAUUGUGUGGCAUAGCUACUACCUGAAGAGCGCCUGGAACUCCAUCCUGGCCAGCCUGGCGCUCUGGGACUUCCUGGUCCUCUUCUUCUGCCUGCCCGUCGUCACCUUCCACGAGAUCACCAAGCAGAGGCUGCUGGGCGCCGUGUCCUGCCGGGCGGUGCCCUUUGUGGAGGUCUCUUCCCUGGGCGUCACCACCUUCAGCCUCUGUGCCCUGGGCAUCGAUCGCUUCCACGUGGCCACCAGCACCCUGCCCAAGGCCAGGCCCAUCGAGCCGUGCCCGUCCAUCCUGGCCAAGCUGGCAGUCAUCUGGGUGGGCUCCAUGACGCUGGCCGCACCUGAGCUCCUGCUGUGGCAGCUGGUGCGGGAGCCCAGCCCUGCUGCGGGCUCCGUGGAUGCGUGCGUCAUGAAGCCCUCGGCCCACCUGCCUGAGUCGCUCUACUCACUGGUUCUGACCUACCAGAACGCCCGCAUGUGGUGGUCCUUCGGCUGCUACUUCUGCCUGCCGGUGCUGUUCACGGUCACCUGCCAGCUGGUGACGUGGAGGGUGCGGGGCCCACCGGGCAGGAAGCCGGAGAGCCGGCCAGGCCCGCAGGAGCCGCCGGGGGCCCGGCCCAGCAGCACCGUGGCAGGCCUGGCUGCCCUUCACGCCCUCUGCGCCCUCCCCGAGAACGUGUGCAACGUCGUGGCCGCCUACCUGUCAGCCGCGCUCACGCGCCAGACCCUAGAGCUGCUGGGCCUGGUCACGCAGUUCUCCACCUUCUUCAAGGCGGCCCUGACGCCGCUGCUGCUCCUGUGCGUGAGCCGCCCGCUGGGCCGCGCCUUCCUGGACUGCUGCUGCUGCUGCUGCGAGGGCUGCGGCGGGCGGGCGGCCCCCACCGGCCCCCGCGCCAAGCUGCACACGGAGCUGUCCGCCUCCGGCUACUUCCACAAGCCCCGUGAUGCGCCCCCGCUCCUGGCCCUGGGCACGCCCUGCUGAGGCCCAGCCGGCCCGCGGUGGGGGAGCUCUGUCCAGAGGUGGGCUCGGCUCCCCGGGCUGGGGUCCGGGUCUGCCGGAGCCCCUCCCUGCUGCGCUGGGGCCUGCCCACCCAUGCGCUCACCGGGGUGGUAGUCCUGCAGGCCCUUAGAGCUGCCCUGAAACUCUCCGGAACCUCACCUGGCCCCGCCCCCGCCCCCCUCCGCAAUCUGGAGCCUGACCGCACCUCCCGUGUGCUCCUCUCUGCACCGUGCCCCCAGGACCGGGCUCCUCCCUGGGCACGGCCGACCCCGCGCUGCACGCCUCCUUUGGGCACCGUCCCCCCGGGAGGACUUGUCUCUUCAUCCACCUCCUCCUCCGAUGUACCCCCGGUUGACCUGUCCCCCCCGCUCCCCGCUCAGGUGCUCCCCUGUAGAAGGCCCCUCUUGGAAAGCAAUAAACUAGGUAAACAA